This is a messenger RNA of Aphis gossypii (cotton aphid), 4282 nucleotides long. RefSeq names its product glutamate-gated chloride channel (gene GluClalpha). Gene Ontology annotation, cellular component: membrane; neuron projection; synapse. Gene Ontology annotation, biological process: chloride transmembrane transport; chemical synaptic transmission; regulation of membrane potential. The transcript is spliced from 10 exons. NCBI's taxonomy places the organism in Eukaryota, Metazoa, Arthropoda, Insecta, Hemiptera, Aphididae. The record is from RefSeq and is a predicted model, not a curated record. The coding region runs from base 260 to 1675 and encodes 471 amino acids. Gene Ontology annotation, molecular function: extracellular ligand-gated monoatomic ion channel activity; transmembrane signaling receptor activity; neurotransmitter receptor activity.
CGCCGUGUACACGCAGAGCACCAGCGGCAGCAGCACCAGCAGGAGGUGUUCUCUCUGUUGCUCCGCGGUGUGGUGGUGGUGGUGGUGCUCCGUGUUCGGUUCGCGCGCGCCGACACAGACGACACAUCACAUCUCCACGGCCGACGGACAGCGACGGACGCGGGCCCCAGCCGGCGCGAAAUGGGCCGUGUUCUCUUGUAGCGAGACCGCCGCCGCCGCCGCCGAGUAGACGCCGCCGACCAGCGGAUCACUGCAGAGAAUGGCAAAUUUCAAGGAGUGGCCGUCGUUCUUGAUGGUAUUUUUGUUUGCGCACUUUGCUCAAUAUUGCUGCAAUCGAAUUGACGAUGAUGGUUGCGAUUAUAGUGGAAAUUCUAAACACAGAUGCAUUCCAAAAGUCAACUAUAGGCACAAAGAAAAAGAGGUUCUUGAUCAAAUUUUAGGUCCAGGAAGCUACGAUGCUAGGAUCCGUCCUUCAGGAGUUAAUGGCACAGGCGACUCUCCCUGCAUUGUGUUUGUCAACAUGUUGGUACGGUCCAUCAGCAGAAUUGAUGAUUACAAAAUGGAGUACAGUGUGCAACUGACGUUCCGCGAACAAUGGAUGGACGAGAGGCUAAAAUUUAACGAUUACAACGGUAAAAUGAAAUACUUAACUUUGACUGAAGCCAGCAGAGUAUGGAUGCCCGACUUGUUCUUUUCUAAUGAGAAGGAAGGUCAUUUCCAUAAUAUAAUUAUGCCAAAUGUGUACAUCAGAAUAUUCCCCAAUGGAUUAGUGUUAUACAGUAUAAGAAUAUCACUUACUCUAUCGUGUCCAAUGAAUCUCAAAUUAUAUCCACUGGAUCGGCAAACGUGUUCACUCCGAAUGGUCAGCUACGGUUGGACAACUGAUGAUUUAGUAUUUUUAUGGAAAGAAGGCGAUCCAGUGCAAGUAGUAAAAAAUUUACACUUACCCAGAUUCACUUUAGAAAAGUUCCUCACGGAUUACUGCAACAGCAAAACUAAUACAGGGGAGUACAGCUGCCUGAAAGUGGACCUGCUGUUCAAGCGCGAGUUCAGUUACUACCUGAUCCAGAUCUACAUACCGUGCUGCAUGUUGGUCAUCGUGUCGUGGGUGUCGUUCUGGCUGGACCAGAGCGCGGUGCCUGCCCGCGUGUCCCUGGGAGUCACCACGCUGCUGACCAUGGCCACGCAGACGUCCGGCAUCAACGCGUCUCUGCCUCCCGUGUCGUACACCAAGGCCAUCGACGUGUGGACGGGCGUGUGCCUGACGUUCGUGUUCGGCGCCCUGCUCGAGUUUGCGCUGGUCAACUACGCGUCCCGGUCGGACACGCACCGGGACGACAUGAGCAAAAAGUGCGACCUGGAGCGCACCGCGUCCAUGGACGUCGGCGACUACGAGGACGGCCCGAAUUCGUUCAAUAUGGUGAGGUCGAAUAGUACGAAACCGCUGAUGCGUCCCGAGCUGAUGAUGUCCCGGGACAAGAUGAGCCAGAUCAUCCACCAGACGCCGCCGUUGGAAAAGAACUCGUGCUGGAAGUCUUGGAUGUCCAAGUUUCCUACCAGGUCCAAGCGCAUCGACGUCAUAUCCCGCAUACUGUUCCCGAUGGUGUUCGCCAUGUUCAACAUGUCCUACUGGUCCACGUACCUGUUCCGCGAGGGCGUCGACGAGGACAAGUAAUCAGCUACUGCGCCGAGUCACCACCUUCAUUGCCACCUCCGUCGUAUUAUUAUUAUUAUUAUUAUUAUUAUUAUAUUAUUUUGAUAUUAUUAUUAUUAUUAUUAUUAUUAUUAUUGUCACAUACGACACGCGGAUAUUAUAUAAAUGACGCGAAUUUUGUGUACUUGGAUUUUCGUUUUUGCAUCAAACGAUUUCCAUUAUACGAUCGAUUUUAUUCGUUUAUUUUGUUAUUAUUAUUAUUAUUAUUUGUAAUAUUGUUAUUUUGUUUUAUUAUUGAUUUAUCGAGUAUGUUUUUUUUUUUUUUUACACGAAUCUCUUUAUUAUUAUAUACGUAGUCAUUGUGUAGCCUAAAUCUUCUCUCAACUUGAAGUGCAUUUACUCGCAUCAAUACAAUUAUUAUGAUUAUUAUUACUAAUAGAAAAAUCAACCAGAUCUCCCAAAAACUAUAUAUUAUUAUGAUUAAUAAUAAAAUAAUAUAAAACGUGUCCACUCCACAUUAUAUUAUAUUAUAUUGAUUACCAUCUCGAUCGAUAUUUUGUAAUUUUUUUCUACUCUCCAUGCUCAAAUAUUUUACCUUUAAACAAAACCAUUGAUUGAUUCAUUUGUUACACACCUGACAGAUACAAAGAGACAGGGUCCUUAUACGAAAUCUGUCGGGGAAAUCUGUUCGCGUGUUCGACGCGCACGAAUCGAUUCCAUCCAAAUUUUAAUUUAUUGGAAGAGCAAGAGUUUUCUUACAUAUAAUAUACCAUGUUUAUACCUCAUAGAAGUCAACAUAAAACUCCAUCGGCGUUUUUCAUAACCCGUCGAAUAAUAUUUCAACCUGUACUGUCCGUUUCGUCAUUCCCCUUUCGAGUUAAUUAAUUAAUUAAUUAAUUACAAACGCUCAAUGUCGUUUUUUUUCUUCUGUUUUUCGUGUUUUUAGCCAUGUUCACUACUAUCAAGACGAUGAAGUAUCACGGCAAAAUAUAUAAUCCGUUUGCGUGCGUUAUCCGAAUAAUUUAUGCAUAUGAGCCCAUCAUCAUACCGAUAAUUCAUAUGACGUACACAAAUUGUACACUGCGUCAAUCAAUAUUCGUUAUUCGUUGCAUUAAAGUUCAAUUUGUAUUUAAGCACAAUCUCAAAUUGUAUAUUUCAUUAUAUUAUUACAACCAUAUUUAGAAAUUUUAUAGAAAUCAAUACACGACUUAAACAGUUGUAGAUACGAUCUAACAAGUCCAUAUAUUAUGAUAUCAGACAUUAAACAUCGCUCUCGGAUGUUAAUUACUCAUAUUUUAUGUGCAUACUACAUAAUAUUAUUUGUCAUCAAAACUGUAUUAUAUUCAUAUGCGCAAAGGCCACUACGACGACAUACCGUAUGAUAAACAGGGUGAGAUGGAAAGUUAUGACCGAAAUCGCUGCCGGUUCGAUGACUUUAAAACCCGAUUAAUGUUUUUGUCUUAUAGUCGUUAAGCUACAGAUUAUUAAUGUAUUUGACCGUUGCCUUAAAAUUAUUCGUAUAUAUAAGAAAUUAGAAAAAAUUUAUGACACUUAACAAACGAAAAUAUGUCAAAUAUAAUUUUCCUCCAAUCGUAUAUUCCCAUUAUAAAAUAAAUUACAUUUUAAAAACGUUUCAUUUUUCCCGACUUUUCAAACUUUUUUCAACAUUAUGACAUAUUUUACUAUUCUCAUAUAAAUCCAAUUAAAUAAUUUUAUCGUAAUAUCACAAGAAAAAGUUCUUUAAUUUUUUUUCGUAAUCCAACUAAAAUGUUCAAGUUGUUUGAAACAAUUAACAAUCAAUUAAUCCUUGUUUUCUUUCAUACUCAUUUAUAUAAAUAUAAUAAAUCAAAUUCAGUUGACGAAAUCAAAGAUAAACGAACAACAACUUACUGACCAUCGUCUUUUUCCGUCCACCAUUAACUUAUGUCCAGUUACACAAUCGUAUCUCUGUGGUCUAAUGGUCACAGUUAAGCUAUUUUUAAUAAUAGAAACCUACACUUCGUUUACUUAAUAUAAUAUUAUAUAUAAGACACUCGCGUGUUCAAAACAGACGUCAUACGAUACACUGGCUAUAUCUAAUUCAUCUCACGUUGUCUUGUCACGCGUAGUCCAUUUACGUCGGAUUAAAACUUUUCACGUCCCUUGGCAUAAUACGCUGUACCGUUUAUAGUCUAAUAUAAUAUGAACACAUCCGCCCCCGACCGAAAGUGUAUACUCGAUAGAAAUAUUUAAUCUAAAAUUAAGAUUUAUAUAUACAUAUAUAUAAUAUAUAUUAUAUAUUAUAUACAAUUUAUAUAAUUUAAUCGAUAAGAUAAAAUAUUAUUAAUUUUUGUUGUUUAAAAGUCAUAUUACGCUAUAUCAUAAUGUAUAAUGUGAAUAUAAGUUGCCAGUAAAGAAUGCUUAAAAUGUGAUUUUUUUUUUUAAUAUCAUUAUAUCUAGUUCUUAGAACUAUGUCUUGUACACGUUGGGUGUAACGAACUGCGUAGCUAUAAUACAAUUAUAAUUAAAAAUAAAAUCUCAUUUAAAAAUUUAAAUCAGUAAUCAUUAAAUGAUAUAUAUUUAAUAUUGUAUCAUAUAAUCAUUUGUAUUACUGUAAAAAAAAAAAUUACCGAAAGUCUGACAUCUUAC